Candidula unifasciata is the source of this 262-nucleotide messenger RNA. NCBI's taxonomy places the organism in Eukaryota, Metazoa, Mollusca, Gastropoda, Stylommatophora, Geomitridae. The record is from the annotation of a GenBank genome assembly.
GGUUUUGUAAAUUCAGGGUACAGUGUCAAUGGCAUGGCACCAAAUGCAGCAGCCCCAAGUCCAUUAGGUCAGAUGGCUCCACAAGAUGGCAUGCCAGGUGGGCCCAUGCCUCCAAGCUUCUUUCCUCCAUUUAUGUCACCAAGAUAUCCAGGUAGUCCCAGAGUACCCAUUCGAAUGACGAAUCAAGUAGAUUUUAAUACAGGGCCGCCUGGUCCUGGUGGUGGACAGAUGCCUAUGCCAAACAGUAUGGAUCCUCGGCCAG